Camellia sinensis is the source of this 2672-nucleotide messenger RNA. NCBI's taxonomy places the organism in Eukaryota, Viridiplantae, Streptophyta, Magnoliopsida, Ericales, Theaceae. The record is from RefSeq and is a predicted model, not a curated record.
UUAUUUGAACCUUUUCUUUCCACCCUAUUGUUUAGGAUGUUUUUGGCUUAUAGCUUAUUCUUCAAAAGUUUUAUGUAAAAUAGUGGAAAUAAAAAUGAAUGUAAUCAUCUAUUUGCAUAUUGGUGGAAGAUGUGGUUGGUUAUUACUAUUCAUAUUCAAUGAUUGAUGCUAGGGAAAAUGUUUUGAUUUUCAAAAAGAAUACAUGAGAAUACCAAAAAAAUAAAAAAUAAAAAUAGAUCUUUUUAUAAAGAAGAAUAAUAGAAAUUGUAAUGGUCUGGUAUCUAAUAUAUGAAUUUUCUUGCAAAUAAUAGAUACUGAAGUGCACUGCCAAAUUUGUUUAAUCGCAUUAUUGCAAUAUUUCAUAAGAUAUGGGCAUUAAUCUACCUAAAAAAUAUUCAUCCAAAAAAAUCAAUCUAAAAAAUAAUUAACAAUUAUCGUAUCCUUGAUUGUCAUAACAUCAUCAGUAUUUGGCUCCUUAAUAUUUGGAUAUUAAUCAUUGGGAUUAUUGCAUUGCAAAUUUUUUAUUUUUUUUUUGUACUACAUGAUGAAGGAUAUCUAUAUUUGUUUUGGGCUUAAAGCUUAUUCUUUAUGUUUUUAUAGUAUGUGCCAACCAUUUAAAAGGAGUGAUUCUAACGUAAAAUGGUAGUUGAAAGUAGUCAUCUAUUUGUAUAAUGGUGGAAGAUGUGGUUACUACUAUUGAAAUUCAUUUAUUGAUUGUAGGUAAAAAGUUGUCACAAAGCAACUCUAACCCUUUUUGUUUCCCUUGCAGAUUCUUACUUGUAAAUACAAUAUAUAGCAGUGUCUCUUUCCUGUAACUGAUUAUCAACCUUGGUUUUAAAUAAUAGUAUUCGAUCAGUUCAUAUCAAAUAGUAUUGGUCAAAAUAUUGACAUUGCAAUUUCAAAAUCUCGAUUUAUUUAGAACCCUACUACUAACCCAUUCCUGAAAAAGAACAGGGCAUUGGAAUUUGGAACCAUAACCCACUUUUCUCUACCCCAAAAUGUUUAUAUAACAUCACAAUGGAUGCUCUUGAUGUUCUUUCUUGUCAAAUCAUUCCCAAAUAACUCAUUUGCCUCCACAUUUACUGUCACUAACAAUUGCCCACAAACAAUCUGGCCUGGAGCACUUGUCGGUUUAGGGACACUGCAACUUUCGACAACAGGGUUCAAAUUGGACUCUGGCCAAAGUGUCAAAAUUUCAGCAUUUCCAGGGUGGUCAGGUUGGAUAUGGGCAAGGACAGGGUGCAAAUUUGAUGAGUCAGGGAUGGGUAUGUGCCAAACAGGGGAUUGGGGUGGGAGGCUGGAGUGUGAUGGCGUUGGAGCCGCACCACCUGCGUCUCUCUUUGAGAUCACGAUGGGCAACGUUGCCAAUGAGAAAGACUUCUAUGAUGUCAGCAUUGUGGAUGGUUAUAAUCUUCCUCAUUGUUGCCCCACCGGAUGUGUUUCAGACCUCAACACAGGUUGCCCAAAAGAGCUUCAGGUGGUCGAUGGGGACAAUAGUGGAGUAGGAAUGGUUGGAUGCAGGAGUGCAUGUGAGGCAUUUGGGCUAGACCAAUAUUGUUGCAGUGGGGAGUUUGCUAACCCAACUACUUGCAGACCCUCUUCUUAUUCCACCAUGUUCAAGACUGCUUGUUCGAGAGCUUAUAACUAUGCAUUUGAUGAUGGUACCAGCACUUUCACUUGCAAGGCUUCCGAUUAUACCAUCAUCUUUUGCCCUAAUCUUGCUUUUGGGGUGAUGAUGAAGCUGAUACCGUUUGUUGCUGCACAUUGAAAGUAGAAAAUGUAAAACCAAUGCCUCCAAAUAUUCUGAAGUUUGACUUCCUUGGUAAAGAUUCAAUUAGAUACCAAAAUGAGGUUGAAGUUGAACUUCCUGUGUUCAAGGAAAAAGUGGCAGCGAUGAUCUUUUUGACAAGCUGGAUACCAAAAAACUAAAUGCUCAUCUGAAGGAACUCAUGCCUGGUCUCACAGCAAAGGUUUUCCGUACAUAUAAUGCAUCUAUAACUUUGGAUGAGAUGCUUCCCUGGAAAAGCUGCUGGUGUGAGAAUAGCCGGCCAAGGUGCUCCAAUAGAAGCUGCUCCAGCCAAGAAGGAAUUAUCAAACUGAAAAUAAGCAACUACAAGACAUGUAUUGACAGAAGUGCCAUUGCUGCAUGUACGAGUGUCAUUGGGACAUGCAAUCCAUGACACAAGGCCUUCACUGGUAAUGUAAGAGAAAAAUAGUUAAUCUAUUUGAAAGGUAUGAUCUUAUACAUCAUGUAUAUUUUGUGCCCUCAUAUAUGUCAACUGGGUCAUGUUUCUUCCACUAUACAAAUAUAAACAUAUAUGUGUAAAUACAAGGGGUUGGGAAGCAAAUGAAUCAAACCUCAGUUCAAUUGCAACAAAAAACCACUUCCUGAGAUAAGGAGACUUAACAAAAAAGCUGAAUUUUUCGAUGUAUCUUUUCCAACAAUUAUAUACAUUGCAUCAUAUUCUUAAGAAUUGUACAUUUUUUAAGAGUACAAGAUAUUUAUGUUAAAAUGCUCAUUUUCAGAUCACUAGGGCUGACCCUUUUUCAGUGUAAAAUGCUCAUUUUCAGAUCACUCAUCCACACCCUAGCUUGCUUGUUUUGUCAUAGGAUACGUUGUUUUGGUUCUUGGGCUGUUUAUAAAAUUUCUCCUCUUCAAAAAAAUAAAAAAU